CCCCGUUAACGCCGCCGUGUCCCCGCAGGGCGCCGACGUGAACGGCAUGCACGGCACCCUGAAGCCGCUGCACUGCGCCUGCAUGGUGGCCGACGCCGACUGCGUGGAGCUGCUGCUGCAGAAGGGAGCGGAGGUCAACGCCCUGGACGGCUACAACCGCACGGCGCUGCACUACGCGGCCGAGAAGGACGAGACGUGCGUGGAGAUCCUGCUGGAGUACGGGGCCGACCCCAACGCGCUGGACGGCAACAAGGACACGCCGCUGCACUGGGCCGCCUUCAAGAACACGGCCGAGUGCGUGCGCUCGCUGCUGGAGAACGGCGCCCUGGUGAACGCCCGCGACUACAACGACGACACGCCGCUCAGCUGGGCCGCCAUGAAGGGCAACCUGGAGAGCGUGAGCGUCCUGCUCGACUUCGGGGCCGAGGUGCGGGUGGUCAACCUGAAGGGGCAGACGCCCAUCUCGCGCCUGGUGGCGCUGCUGGUGCGGGGACUGGGCACGGAGCGCGAGGAUUCCUGCUUCGACCUCCUGCACCGCGCCAUCGGACACUUCGAGCUGCGCAAGAACGGCAGCAUGCCCUGGGAGGUGACCAGGGACCAGCAGCUCUGCCAGAAGCUCACGCUGCUCUGCUCGGCCCCCGGCACGCUGCAGACGCUCUCGCGCUACGCCGUGCGCCGCAGCCUGGGCGUGCGCUUCCUGCCCGAGGCCGUGGAGCAGCUGCCCCUGCCCACCUGCCUGAAGGAGUACGUGCUGCUCCUCAGCUAGGCGCCGGGAGCACCCAGCUGGGCACCCGCGGGCGCUGGGCGAGCAGCGGGGACGCUCCGGAAGGCCCCGCGUCCUCUCCGCGCCUGCCACGCUUGCUCCUCGCGAGCUCCUUCGCUGCGUUUUCAGCCGCGCGAGGAGGAUCGACGCUCCCUCUAACGGAUGGCGAAGCCGUCGCGGCCGCGGGAUUAACCCGGUCCUUUUUUUUUUUUUCUUUGGUGUUUUGUUUUGUGCAUUUUUUUUUGUUGUUCCGCGGUGGGCAAAGCGAGGCUUUCCGGGCGAGACCAGCGAAAUCUCUCCCUUGGGAAGGACUCGGGGCGCCGCAGGGUACGGAGAGGCCCCGCGGGCGACCGCACGCCUCGAGCCCGUUCCUCCUGCAGCCCCCUGGGGCGAGCGCCCGCCUCACCGCGCACGGCACCCGGGGCUCCCCCUCGGACCCGGGGCUCCCCCUCGGACCCGGGGCAGCUUCGUUCACCCCCGUACCCCUGAGUUUUACGACGUAACGGUGCGUUAGGGACAGGAGGCGGGGAGCUGGAGGGGACGCAGCGCCCGCAGGAGCGAGAAGCCUCCGUGGGGCGCGAGGCCAGCGAGGGGAGGAGGUGCCCUGACGGCGCAGCACCGGGGCCCGGCGUCCCCGUGUCACCGGGGCGCAGCUCUCGCUGCUCUCUGCCCCUCCCAGAAAUUUGGCCACGAUUCCUGCGAAAGAAGAAAACGUUUCCCUGCCGUCCAGAAUGGCUCCGGGCACGAGAUGCUCCCGAGCAGGAGGCGUUGGCUCCCCUCUGCCGUCAGAGCUCUCGCUGGGGUUCUGCGCUGCCCCCUCCCCGCCUCGUGGCUGGUUUUAUUUAUGUGUGUUCGUACCGCGGGCGCGCCGAGGCGCUGGGAGCUGCUCCCCGGGUCGCUGCCUCUCGCUCCCGACGGUGGGCGAGGGGCGAAACCCCCCCGGAGCUCCGCUGCCCGCCCCGUCCCCAGCUUGUGUGCACAGAAAUAAACGGCUCCUCGCAAG
Messenger RNA from Oxyura jamaicensis (ruddy duck), 1766 nucleotides. It is a transcript of the gene ASB8, whose product is annotated as ankyrin repeat and SOCS box containing 8. Gene Ontology annotation, molecular function: protein binding. The record is from RefSeq and is a predicted model, not a curated record. Gene Ontology annotation, biological process: intracellular signal transduction. NCBI's taxonomy places the organism in Eukaryota, Metazoa, Chordata, Aves, Anseriformes, Anatidae. The transcript has 2 exons. The coding region runs from base 47 to 766 and encodes 239 amino acids.